Messenger RNA from Acanthosepion pharaonis, 558 nucleotides. The record is from the annotation of a GenBank genome assembly. NCBI's taxonomy places the organism in Eukaryota, Metazoa, Mollusca, Cephalopoda, Sepiida, Sepiidae.
AUGGGCCCCAAUCAACGAGAGCACAUUAUCUAUCUAUCUAUCUAUCUAUCUAUCUAUCUAUCUAUCUAUCUAUCUAUCUAUCUAUCUAUUUAUCUAUCUAUCUAUCUAUCUAUCUAUCUAUCUAUGAUCCAAAGGGAGCAGGCGCUCUUGGCGGAACGCUUUCCCACUUUAUCCCUCACUCUCUCCCCCACUAUCUAUCUAUCUAUCUAUCUAUCUAUCUAUCUAUCUAUCUAUCUAUCUAUCUACAUAAUCUAUAAAGACGCAGACACAAAGACACGCGGAAGAAAACACACAGACGCAAACAGACAGCCACGCAUUCGCAAUCUUUCGUUUACGUCCCCUCUUCUUUAUUUCUUACUAUCACUCCUUAACUUUCAAAGAAGAAUGCAUUUACUCAAAGGUAAGUACGUGGAACGCUCGAUGUCUGCGAGGGCUUAUCACCGUAAUAGCCUAGAUAUGGAUACAUCUAAGUUAUAUUUAACGGAUUCCUGUUUAAUUCUAUCUAUCUAUCUAUCUAUCUAUCUAUCUAUCUAUCUAUCUAUCUAUCUAUCUAUCUAA